GACCAGCAAUAUUAUUUACAAAAGUAAAAUAUAAAUAUAUAUGUUAAGACUUGGAAACUAGGAUGGCUGAAGAAUCUCUGAUUGCUUCACCACUAGCUUGUGCCCAGCAGUCAUUCCACACAUUCAAUUCUGGGCCUUCUUCCUCUGGCAAGCAAUCAGGAAGACAGCUGGAGUGUCGAGUGUGUGAAGAGAGCUUCAGUCUUGGUGGAGAUAAAGUGCCACGUCUGCUGUUCUGUGGCCAUACAUUAUGUCACUCUUGCUUGCUGAGACUUCCUAUGACUUCUGCUGCUGAUGAGGCAUCCAGCAGCUCCAGCACCACAUCUGCUGCUGUAGUUAAUAGUGUUAUAUGCUGUCCUUUCGAUAGGCAGCCUACUCCUAUAGACAACAAUGGAGUAUGGGGCUUGAAGAAGAACUUUGCACUGUUGGAGGUUCUGGAGCGCAGCAAUGGAGCCAGUGAACAGCAAGCAGGAGGUCAACAGCCUCUCCUUUCUCCUGACCUGUUGCGUCGCCAGCCAGUGGCUUGCAGCGUGGGACUGG
Hyalella azteca is the source of this 537-nucleotide messenger RNA. RefSeq names its product E3 ubiquitin-protein ligase TRIM23. The record is from RefSeq and is a predicted model, not a curated record. The transcript is spliced from 4 exons. The annotation marks the transcript as partial. NCBI's taxonomy places the organism in Eukaryota, Metazoa, Arthropoda, Malacostraca, Amphipoda, Hyalellidae.